Molecule: messenger RNA, 3066 nt
Organism: Drosophila gunungcola (fruit fly)
Lineage: Eukaryota; Metazoa; Arthropoda; Insecta; Diptera; Drosophilidae
Exons: 3
Coding region: 1190-2956 (588 amino acids)
Source: RefSeq, a predicted model, not a curated record
GCUUCUGGUUCACUCAAACCGUAAGGUUAAAUAUCUUAACAUUUCCGGCUGUCCAAAGACUCCAAAACCUUAAUUAGGCAAUACUUAAGUUCACAUUUAGCCCACUAAUCCCAUAAGGCCAUGAGCAAAACAAACUUUACACAGCUAAGUGAGCCCCGAAACGCCAAACGAAAGCAGCACAAAGGUUGUUCGUCUCACCUGGUCUAAACCAACUCAGAUGUUUGUAAACAAAUAAAACAAAAAGCGGAUAGAAGAAAUGAGAGAGGGGAGGGAUAUAGAGGGGUGCUCGGUGCGCAAUUGGCUUCAAAUUGCAGCGCAGCAAGAGCCGGAGCGAGCCAAACCGAGUAAGCCAAAUCCGGCGACUUGGCCACUUGGCUGCACUCAUCGCCAGUCUCACAGAAACGCUCAAAGCGUUCGGACACCCAAGCACAAGCGGUGCGAGUCUCAGCCACAAAGCAAAAUAAGAAAGAAAACAAACCCAAAACCAGGCGACUUGGAGUAACUUUCGUGCCUCGUGGUAGAAAACUCAAGCUGGAGAAAGGCCUAGACCAACAGCUCAUAAGCAUUUUAUUUUUUUUUUUGCAACCCAGCCAGCCAGUCAGUUGGCCAAAAUCGCCGCAUUUCACCGACCAUAAUGCGCUGACAUUGAUUCUGGGCCAACGUGCAUUGUCAUCGGUGGUGAGGUCGUUCAGGGCUAUCGGGAUUACCAGUUGGUAGACCCAAAAACCAGUUGAAGGGCAACAAGACCAGCUAAAAAGCGAGAGAGAAACUCAGCGCGCAUGCGUGCACGUGCAUAAUUCACUCAAACGCUUUGAGUUUUUGGUAACAAGAACGAGCGUUCGCUGUGCUGCUCAAACUGUUGGUGCGCGGAAGUGUUAAGUUUGUUAUAAAUAAUAUUGCGCAACAUAAGUACCAAAAAUAAAAGAUACAUAAAUGCGCUAACUAACCACAAUAAACGAAAAAUGUGUAAGAAAUUUGUGAGCAAAAUUGGCAAACUGUCGAGCUGUGUGAAAAUACUAACAACACGGUCGAGCCGAUAACACAAAAGCCACGCUUUGUUCGUGACUCGUGGCUAAAAGCCAAACAGCCAAACAACCAAGCGAGCCAAUAAAUAAACACUAACCAAGACAGGCCACAAAAAAAUAAAAGAAAAAAGCAAAGCAUAUAAAGGAAAAUCAUAGCGGGCAAAAUGUCCAAGCAGUUGAAAAUAAAUUCACUUUCGUUGCUGCAUUGCCUGGCAGCGCUGCUCUGUGCGGCAGCGCUGCAGCCACAACAACCACAGCUAAUAUUGCAGCAGCGACAACAGCAGCAAUUGCUAGUCCAGCAGCAACAGCAGCCACAGCAGCAGCAAUUGCAGCCAGCAAGUGUUGCUGCGACAACAGCAGCAGCAACAACUCCUGCAGGCAGCAGCGACAUCAGACUUUUGAAUGCAACUUCAGAUGGUGCUGUCACCACCACUUUCAUCGACAACACCAGCAGCAAUGCCAACAGUAUGACCCACAACGUCCCAAACAAUGAUGCUGCCUCCUUCGAGCAGCAGCAACAGCAACAGCAUCAAACGUUGCAAUAUGCACAUAUCUCGGCAUUAGAUAAAGAAGUAGUCGAGCGCCUGAUCAAACAGUGGGCCCCCAUCGUUUGGCUGGCCCCCGAGGAGAAAUUCAUGCCGCUGGGCGUGGAGGAGUUCCUGCAGUAUGUCCAUCCCAUGGACAAGGACAGCAGCUUUCGGCCAGGAGUUCCGUUUAGGGACUACUCUACCAAGUCCCACCUGGUCACAAACAACGAAAUCCAGGAGCUGCUAGAGAACGACAAGUCUUUUCUGUACGGUCGCAAUCCCAAUGAGAAGCCGGUGCCCAUCUAUGGAGUGGUCACCAUGUGUCCUUCCAGAAGGCAACCAGUGGUUCCAACUCCUCAACCGGUCAGCACACGAGCUGCUUACAUUCCCGUCUCCAUUGAUCCCCUCGAGCAACAAAAUGACACUGUAAGGAGAUCCUCCAGACUGUUUCCACUUUUUCAGCGGGUUAAACGUGAGGCACAGGCAGCUCCAAAGUACAGUGCACUCAACGAGUACGAGGAACUGGUGAUGGAGCCCACGCAGAUGCCCCAAAAAGACUCCGAUCCAGAGUCGGAGCCGGAAAGCGGAGUGCCAGUGAACAACUUUAUUGCCAACCUGGCGGAUAAUGUCAAGUUUAGCGGUGGCACCGACUCCGAUGACAACCUGGAGGAGAACAGCAUUGGGCAGAGCCCGGAACAGGAGGCGAAUCCUGGAAAGGGCAAGUUGCCGGGCUUCCAUGUAACCUACUGGAUGUUUUAUCCCUACAGCCAGGGCAAGACCAUGUGCACCGUGAGCUUGGGUCCUCUGGGGAGGAUUCCCUUCCCCGCUGUGUAUGGAUAUUGUCUGGGCAAUCGCAAGGAUAUCGGUAGCCACGUGGGCGAUUGGGAGCACAUGAGCCUGUAUUUUAACGGCGAUGCCGAACCGCAGGCCAUGUAUGUAUCCGCCCACGAUGCGGGUGCCUACUACAGCUACAAUCGGCUGACGGGAUCCUUUGAGUUCCGCCGCCAGGAGACCCGCAAGGGAAUCCUACAGCGCCCUAACUUUCCAAAAACAGUGACGACAUUCAAGAACCAUCCGGUGCUGUUUGCCGCCAAGGGUUCGCAUGGCCUGUGGACAGCGCCAGGGAAGCACCGAUUUGUCAAAGUAGCGCGCCUCUAUGACAUUAAUGGAUUUGGUACGCCAUGGAACACUUGGAAGGCUGUGGACAUAAGUUAUGAAAACUUGAGAUCAUAUGGUCGUUCACUGGUACCAGAUUGGCUCACAUAUCGCGGCAAGUGGGGCAAUCCGAAGAGCAAUUGCCAUCCUUUCCGGCGAAUCGGACUUAAUUUCUGUGAGUUUACCGACGGUCCCACGGGAAUACCGCUUAAGGAACCCCACUUCCAAUGCGGUGCUGACUAUCGCUGAGGAGUUACUCGGAAAAAGGUCCCUUGCCUAGUUUUAGACUAAAGUAUUUAUUGUGAGAACCACCCAAAAAGAUCCCCUAAAGAUUUAAAAUGAAUCAAUAGUAAACAUAA